AUGCUCACCACAGGCUCGCUGCGGGCUCACAGUGGGGCCCCUGGCCGGCAGGCCCAGGGCCACAGUGGGCAGCUGCGGUGUGAGGGCACGGGCGGCCGCAGUCCGUGGCGGAGGCUUGUGGAGUCAGGCGGCACCACAGUGGCCCGGAAGGCUGGCCUCUACCGCCGAGACCCUGCCGGUCUCCUCCUGGGCUUAGUCCUCCGUGCUGGGGAUGCAGGCUCCACAGUCCCAUUGCUUCGGACCCUGGCCCGCCAGAACCCCACCAUGACCCGGGAGGAGGUCCUGCAGCGGGGCGUGCAGGAGUGGCAUUGUCUAAGCAAGUCAGAGCGCAGCAUCUACUAUGUGAUGGCGGGAAGGUUCAUGGAGUUCGAGGCCGAGGAGGCGAGACACUGUCAGAACGCACAGUGGAUGAAGGCGGCGCAGGGCGUACCUCCUCCAGCACCCCUCAGGCCUGUUGCUCGGGUGCCCUCAACCCCAGAGCGGGGCCAGAAGCGAGCACGCAUCCGCGAGAAGGCCGGCGCCAUGGCCCAGCUCGCCACCGCCCAGCCACCGCGAUGCCGGCGGAGCCCGCACACCGAGGCGCCGACGGAGAUCCCCCUCGAGGCCGUGACAGAGUUCCUGGAGAUCAUGGAGGGGCUGCUGGGGCCCGGCGGCCCAGCUCAGGGGCUGCCCGGCGGAGAACGUGGGGAAGAUAGCUCCAAGCCGCCACAGGGAGAGGGGGGCCUCUAUCCAGACCCGGGUCUCCUGACCUACAUCAAUGAGCUUUGUGCCCAGGAAGACUUUCUCAACAAGGUGGACGCAGUGCUGCACCCACGCUUCCUGGCGGAGUUGCCCUGCCCGGAAGCCCAGCUGGAUCUCUUGGCCCUCGCUGAGGAGCUGCAGCAGGAGGAAGGACUGUCCUUGGCACAGCUGGAGCAGAAGCGACUCCUGGAACUGAAGCAGGAGGAGGGUGUGCGGGGCCCCCCGAGUCACGGCACACCCCGAGCGGACUCAAGGCCUUCUGGCCCUGUGGCCAGCCAGGAUCCCCAGAGGCACAGCCACGGCCCCCAGGUAGGGGCCAGCGACCAAGCCUUCCCACCAGAGGCUGGUUGCGGGCAGCGCCAGGCGCACAGCCGAGGAGAUGCUGGUGUGUCCGGGCCCAAAGCCUUCGCUGCCUCUCCAGGACGCCAGGAGCCCCCUCCCAUGAAGCCUGGCUGGCGGCCCCCUGCCCCCCAGGCUUGGUGCCACACUUCCCCCAGCCUGGGGCCCAGACUCGCCACUGCUCCGGGAGAGACCUGUCCUGCUCGGGAGCCCCUGGGGCCCACGGGCAGGCCCAGUGAGAGCGAGGAGGAGCUCCCCAGCCUGGCCUUCCUCCUGGCCUCUCAGCACACGCUGCCAUCCUGGGGACUGCCCCAGAGUCCUACUCCGGGCUCAGACCUCCUCCGCCGUGGAGUACCCCAGGCCCGCUCUCCCCACAAGCCGGGCCUCAGCCCCGCUGGCCCUCCAGCUGGCAAGGCCAGCAGUCGGGCCCCGCGUGCAGGCCCAGCCCCUGCUGGGAAGACACCCCUGCCAGGGGCCAUCCUCAGGGUCGCUGGGGCUCCAGCGUUGGCUCUGGGGCUGGGCCGCCCCUCCCAGCCCCAGAAGAGAAGGGGGGACCCUUUCAUCACAGGGAAGGGUAGGAAGCGGCCCUGCAGCCAGGAGGGAGGAGCCGGCCCUCCAGGGCAGCUUCGGGCUCCUCCACAUCCCAGUCCUGAUCCUGGCUGCUGUGGGACAGGGAGGGAGGGGUGGGAGAGGCGGGAGGGCGGGUCCCCUGGGGGUGGCUGGUUGGGGUUGGGAUAA
Molecule: messenger RNA, 1818 nt
Organism: Manis pentadactyla (Chinese pangolin)
Lineage: Eukaryota; Metazoa; Chordata; Mammalia; Pholidota; Manidae
Product: NUT family member 2G-like
Exons: 7
Coding region: 1-1818 (605 amino acids)
Source: RefSeq, a predicted model, not a curated record